Echinops telfairi (small Madagascar hedgehog) is the source of this 2298-nucleotide messenger RNA. RefSeq names its product centrosomal protein 57 like 1 (gene CEP57L1). The transcript is spliced from 11 exons. Gene Ontology annotation, cellular component: centrosome. Gene Ontology annotation, molecular function: identical protein binding; microtubule binding; gamma-tubulin binding. The record is from RefSeq and is a predicted model, not a curated record. Lineage: Eukaryota; Metazoa; Chordata; Mammalia; Afrosoricida; Tenrecidae. The coding region runs from base 21 to 1439 and encodes 472 amino acids.
CAGAGAUCUUCGGCUCGGUAAUGGAUUCUGAAUUAAUUGAUAGUAUAGUCGGAAGCUAUCUUAAGCCUCCAGAAAGAGUGUUGGCUCCGUCAUUCACCCAGUAUGAGCCACCUCCGAACUACUACCCUGUGAAUGUCGAAGUUAGUCCUCCUAAGAUGCUUCACAGUCCAAAUAGCCAAGCACUCAUUUUAGCCCUGAAAACUCUUCAAGACAAGAUUCAUCGUUUAGAAAUAGAGAGAACACAAGCUGAAGAUAACUUGAACAUACUGUCCAAAGAAGCUGCACAGUAUAAAAAGGCUUUGGAGGAUGAAACAAAUGAGCGAAAUUUGGCACACGAGGAACUGAUAAAGCAGAAAAAAGAUAUAAGUAUACAGUUAAGCUCAGCCCAGUCUCGCUGCACUCUUCUAGAGAAGCAGCUAGAGUAUACAAAGAGAAUGGUUCUCAAUGCAGAGCGAGAGAAGAAUAUAAUCCUAGAGCAACAGGCUCAGCUCCAAAAAGAAAAGGAACAAGAUCAUAUGAAGCUGCAUGCAAAACUUGAAAAGCUUGAUGCCUUAGAAAAAGAAUGUUUUAAACUUACAACAACUCAGAAAACUGCUGAGGACAAGAUAAAAUAUUUGGAGGAAAAACUGAAGGAAGAAGAACACCAGCGCAAGCUCUUUCAGGACAAAGCUGCGGAGCUUCACACUGGCCUGGAAAUCAAUAGAAUUUUAAUGUCUUCAGUUUCAAAUCCGAAACACUCAAUGGGAAAGAAGAAAUCUUUGAAGAAAACUAAAUCUUUAAAGAGAGGACUAACUCAGCAAAGUUAUUCAAAGUUUGGAGCACCUAUGUCUUUCAUGCCUGGGAAGCCUGUCAGCUCAAGCUGUAGUGUGAACUCAAGUAUGCAAAACCUCCUGCAGAUGAUGCAAGCUCGUGGCCUCCACCCCCUCCAGGCACACUCCAAAGCGACUGAGCUUCGAUGUCCCUGUAAGCCCCACGCUAAAGCUGUAUCUUCUGACACAGAAAAGUCCGUUACCAUCUGUGACCAUUUGUCAGAACUUUUGAUGGCAAUGCAAGCGGAGCUGCAACAAAUGAAUACGGAGCAACAAGAACUACUGAAUCAGAUGAGGGAGACUCAAAACCAUUUAAUCUAUGAAGACAUAGAAAGUGAACUAGAGCAUUUAGUCAAGAAAAUGGAAGUUAAAGGAGAACAGAUUUCCAAACUGAAGAAGCAUCAAGACAGUGUCCGAAAGAUGCAGCGACAGCUUCAAAACGCAAAGAUGAGUGAUGCUUCAGGUAUUCAGCGAGAAGAUAGCAGCCCUACAGGAUCAAAGAACAUAAAAAGUAGCUGUAGAAAAUGUUGUCAUGAAACUAGCUCGCUUCCGAAAAGCAGCAACUUUCAUCCAAAACGAGUCCAUAAUCUUCAAAUGAAAUUGAGAAAAGAUGAUAUCAUGUGGGAAUAGUAGCACAAUGGCAACACUGUCUCCUUAAAUGAACUCUGUCAAUGAUACCCUGAACUGCCUACAGUGGUUUUGAUUUAAUAUACAUUUACAAAAAUUUGAAUUAUGUUUCUAGCCCUGAGAAAGUGUGAAGUAGUAUUUUAAAGUUAAUGCAUAAUGAUAUAUUGAGAGGCCCAAUUAAUAAAUGAUUGCUUUCCUUGUUUUCCAUAUUGAUUGAAAUGCCUGAUCUCAUCAUGUUUUAGAACAUUGUUCGCUAAACUGAAUCUCAGCAAUUGGAAAUUAGAUUAACCCUAUUCGAACUUGAGUGCGAUUUGAGAAACCAGCACUACCCCCUUUCCAGUGGGUAGACUGGUAAGCCUGAGGACCAACAUCAGAUGACCAGGGCAUGCGAAGGCCUUCAACCUUCCCUGGACUUCCUUCUACCUUACACUUGUGAAAUGUCUUCCUGCUUUGAAUAGAGAAAAGCUGCACACGUGACGAGGCCCUGAGCGCAAAGUUUCUAUGUGACAAUUACAACUAGGAACUCACAAUUACUUAAUUUUUAGAAGAUGGUGUUAUAACAAUGGCUAGCUUUCUCUUUGAAGCCUGUGAUCUACGUUAUUUCACUGCGUUACAGCUACAUGGCGUGACUUUGAUUCUGUGCAUUGUGAAUAAUAUACCUCGGUAUAAAUUGAGAAUGUGAUCUUCCAAGAAAGACCCAUAAAACUGGCAUCUUUUUAUAAUACAAUGUAGGAACAGGAAGCUGGGCAUUUUUAUUACUGAAUUUAAAAUUCGGGGAAAUGUGGUACAUUUUUAUAUUUUUAAAUCAACCAUGUCAUUUAUGUACAUAUGCUAUGAUUUAUAAUAAAUUUAUACUUGUUGA